AUUUGACAACACCGUACGUCAGUGGACGUGUCCUCUUCGUGGCAAAACUUGCGGUAUUUUUAAAGAGUACCUUUCACGAAAAUUGAUGUGUCUCUUGUAGAUAUCGGCAGCGUAAGGUGCCCCAGUUUUCUACUCAAUAUACCGACCUCCAGGCAACAAUGGUCAAGCCUCUCCGGAAGACUUCCAACAAGAACCCACCCAUUUUAAGUCAUGAAUUUGUUAUACAAAAUCAUGCCGAUAUCGUCUCCUGUGUGGCUAUGGUAUUUGUUAUUGGAUUAAUGGUUCAGGCUACAUCACCGUUGGCCUCAAUUUUCAUUACCCUACACCAUAAUGUCACUGGAGAAGUACCAGGAGAUAUACCCUUAUACUUGCCCGGAUUUAAGGACACUGCUGCAGUAUUUUUCUACAGCUUAAUUUGCAUCAUAAUACACGCAAUUAUACAGGAAUAUGUUUUAGAUAAAGUCUCGAAGAAAUUGCACUUAUCAAAAUCAAAAUUAGCCAUUUUUUCAACCAGCGGACAAUUGUUUGCUUUCUAUUUGGUUUCUACUGUCUGGGGUAUUGAUGUUGCUCUAAAGGACCAUUUUAUACCAGACUUUGCAAGAAUAUGGUCCGAAUACCCAGCCCCAAUGUCCUUUAUCUUUAAAAUGUACAUUCUAGUACAGCUUUCUUACAGUUUGCACGAAUUGCCCGAGUUGUAUUUCCAAAGAGUGAAAAAAGAAGAAUGGUUCAACAAAGCUGUCCAAAGUCUUGCUAGUCUAGUUUUAGUUGCCAUUCCCUAUGUGCUUAACUUCAACAGGCUUUUGGUAUUCUUAUUGGUGCUUCAUCAUGUAGCUGAAUGGGCUUUUCAUUUUGCUCAAUUAUUACAAACAGUUGACAAAGAUGAGAAAUUCUCCAAAGUUGCAAGACUUACAUCUACAGCUUUACAAAUCCUUGCCCGUUUGGGUAGUAUAAUUUUGGCAGUUUUAACUUGUUGGUACGGUUUGGCACUGCACGAAAACCAAGGUCUGGAUAUUCAGGCUGGUAAUUUCAAUACAGCCACCAUUAGGUUCUCGGUGAUGGCGGGCGUUAUUCUCCUUCAAAUGUACUUGAUUUUCAACGUGAUCAGUCAGGAGAUUAGCAGGAAAAGGGAGAGUCUUGCCUCUGUACCAAUGGCUAAAACUAAACCACAGAAAAAGGAGAAACCAAAGAAAAGCAAGAAAAAUGAAGAAUCGGACUUGCCUGAAGUAGACCAAAACACCAACAAAACUCUAAGGAAACAGAAAGUCAAGUAGACCAAAUUACUAUUUUGUUUCACUAGCAUCUCUGUUUUAUUGAUAAUUUUUAUUUCCGAGAAAUAAUUUAAAAGAAAAUAUAUUUUGUUUGUUAUAUUUUCUUAUCACUUUUAUUUUUCUAAUUUAAUUUUAAAUCUUCAAAAAAAUAUAUUCAUGACAAAAAUUUGUUUCCAUUUAAUUAAAUAUUUGUAAUAAUUAUUGUGGAUUCUCUAUAGGUAUAUUUUUUUCUUAAUAGAUAUGUAAUAUUUACGUACAAUAAAUUAAUACUAUAAUUUAUUAGGUAGGUAAGCCUUUGGUUAGACUGCUUUUAAAAAUACCAAUAAGCAACAAAGAAUUUUUUUGUUGAAUGGUAAGUUUUCUAAAAUAUACAAUAUUUGUAAUUUUGUUCUUUCGUGCGCUUACAAGAUGUAAGAUUUUUUCUUGUCCUAUUUUUACAUUAUAGUGUAGUAAUUUUUGUCUAUUCCAUCCAAUUUUUUUUAAAAAAAUAUAUUGUUCCAAAAAUUAUUA
Ceutorhynchus assimilis (cabbage seed weevil) is the source of this 1778-nucleotide messenger RNA. The record is from the annotation of a GenBank genome assembly. Lineage: Eukaryota; Metazoa; Arthropoda; Insecta; Coleoptera; Curculionidae.